Nerophis lumbriciformis (worm pipefish) is the source of this 789-nucleotide messenger RNA. Lineage: Eukaryota; Metazoa; Chordata; Actinopteri; Syngnathiformes; Syngnathidae. The record is from RefSeq and is a predicted model, not a curated record.
AUGCCGUUGACAAGAGAUUUUGGGACCAUCUCGGAACCGGACGAUAAAAGGGAAACAAAUUGCCAAUCUGAGACUAAACCAGCAGAGGAGCUCCACGUCAUUCCGAUCCACCUGCGCCCAGACCUGCUGCUUCCCUGCGCUGACCUAGUCAACUCUGAGUGGCAGAGAAGUCAGGCUGCCCGUGUUCACUCACUUCAGAAAUCCUGCCCUGAAUUCCCCACCUGCUUGGUUCUCGUACAUGGUCCCAGAGAUGCAGAGAGGACCCUUGGUCACGCCCGGCUCUCGAGAGUCGUAGGCCAUGGCAGUAGCCUUUUUGUGGAGUCUGUGGUCGUGUCCAAGGCGGAGAGAGGGAAAGGCUAUGGACGAAUGCUGAUGGAGAUGACAGAGCGCUAUGCCAAAAGACGAGGGUUCAAGCGUCUCUGCUUGACCACCCAUGAUAAACAGCAUUUUUAUGCCCAUCUUGGCUACACGCUAUCGACACCGGUGCAGAAUGCAGGUGCUGUGGCAUCUUUGGUUCCUAUGGAAAUGCUUCUCAAGCUCUCCAGGAUACCUAAUGGAGAUGUUAACAUACUAAAACACACACACAAAGUAGAAAAGGGAAGCCCAGUUCGGACUAAUGGACCUUGCUCUGUUCCUCCACCACCUCCAGCCUCCUUCAUACCUCCCCCUCCACCACCUCCAUCGAUCCCUCCCUUAGCUGAUGGAGCACCCAUGAUUCAGACUCUAACUGAAACUCCUUACAGAGACUCAAAGGGAGCAUCCAUUUUUUGGAUGCAUAAAAACCUCUGA